Molecule: messenger RNA, 345 nt
Organism: Parnassius apollo (apollo)
Lineage: Eukaryota; Metazoa; Arthropoda; Insecta; Lepidoptera; Papilionidae
Source: the annotation of a GenBank genome assembly
AUGUCUAGUAAACGUCGUUGUGUUCCUGAGUGUGUGGAAAUCGAAGUCACUGUUCAACUAGAUGCAACUGUUGAGAAUCUUGGAAUACAAGAAUGCACACUACAGGAUAAAUAUGAUAAGGGAAACCUCCCAGCGGAAUGCAAGAAGACUGCAGGUGUUCUGAUUUUCAUUGACAAUCUGUUUGAUUCUAUCAAUGGCAGCUUCACAAAAAAAAAGGUUUUUAAAACGUCUCCUGGGACCCAUAAGGGAAACCUACCAGCGGAAUGCAAGAAGACUGCAGGUGUUCUGGUUUUCAUUGACAAUCUGAUUCUAUCAAUGGCAGCUUCACAAAAAAAAGGUUUUUAA